AUGAUUAAGGGGGCAAAUGACGCCGGUCCUUCGGAUGCAGAACUUGACGAGUAUCUCAGAUUGAAUCGUGAAAAACAAAGAGUUAUAAAGGCGAAAUAUGAAGAUCCCGAUAAUCAAAUGACUAGGAAAGAUGCACAACAGUUGGAAAACUUGCUCACCGAAGAAAAGAUAUUGAUUCGACGAUUGCGAGAGUAUGAAGCAAAUAAGAACGGAAUAUUAAACAAGAUUCUUGUGAUUUUUAGACCAUUCGAAUUUUUGGGCGGCAUUAUGUUUUUAUUAUUGACUAUAAUAAUUUUCCUUUCGAUGUUUUUGACUUGUAUUGAUAAAGUCAAGAAUUCUAUUUGUGGAACUAAUUGUGGCUUUAUAAUUAAUCAUCCUGACAUAUUUAAUCCACUCAACUUUAUUUUUAUUGAAGCAUCAUAUUAUUUUCCCAUUGACUACUUGUUUAUGGUUUUGCUUAUCCUUUACUUCUUCCUUGGCAGUGUAGCUGGUGUUGUAUUUAUAGGAGUUCGAUUUUUAUGGAUUACACUUUAUAAAAUUCGCAAAAAUGCCACACCACCACAAGGACUGCUUUUGACUUCCUUGUUGUUAAUGUUGAGUUUAUUAGCGUUAAACUAUACAUUAACAAUGGUCGUUGCUCCGCAGUACGCGCAGUUCGGAAGUCAGAAAUACUGUAAUCAUACUGUCGAUAAUGUUACGGAUUGUAGUGAUUAUCCAAGUUUGAUUAUUCCUUGUGAUAUUGAAGGACCAACAGAUAUUUGCACUCCUACAGCGAUAUCAACAUUUAUUCAUCGUAUUACGCUCAACACCCCAUUCUUUGGUGUGGUGUUUUACUAUGCGCAAUGGGCAUUUUUAAUUAUACUAGGGCUUGGAUUUGUUUAUUCAACAAUUAGACCGCAUAGUUAUAUAUCUCUUGAUGAUUAUGAUGAAGAAGCAGAAGAGA
This is a messenger RNA of Dentiscutata erythropus, 943 nucleotides long. The record is from the annotation of a GenBank genome assembly. NCBI's taxonomy places the organism in Eukaryota, Fungi, Glomeromycota, Glomeromycetes, Diversisporales, Gigasporaceae.